AUGGAAUUGACUAGUGCAGAGUAUCAGUAUGACCCUGAUAAAUUCGAGGUGACGGAGCAAAUGCUAGCGGAUUAUAACAAGCAUGGAUAUAUUAUGAUUCGCGGAUUCCUUGACAGUGAAGAAAUGAGCAAAGUGAAGAAAGUAUUGGAAGAUUCUGAAAUGAGAAGCAAAUAUGGAUACGGGUUACCCGACGGAACUGGAAAAGAACCCAAAUUUGUAAUUUGGGGGCAUCCCGGAAAUGACGUCACUGGAAUGGUUGCUAGAAGUGAGAAAGUCGUAAAUACCAGUGAAAAGGUGAGAGGAGGAGAGAUUUACCACUAUCAUGCCAAGUUUGUACAAAAGGACGCACGUACUGGGGGAGGUUUAUUAUGGCAUCAGGACUACGGGUAUUGGUACCAGAACAGCAUUUUAUUUCCUGACCUGUUGACGGCCUUUAUUGCUGUGGACAAGUGUGACAAGGCUAAUGGUUGCCUACAGAUCCUGCGAGGUUCCCACAAAUGUGGUCGUAUCGAUCACUUACCUCAGGGAGGACAACACCAAGCCGACCUAGACAGAGUUAAAGACAUCAAGCGAAUCUGUCCCUUGGAAUAUGUAGAAAUGAACCCGGGUGACGCAAUAUUCUUCAGCUGUAAUUUGCUCCACACCAGCGACGUUAACAAUAGUGAUACCCGCCGUUGGGUACUCUUGUUUUCGUACAACCUCAAGUCCAACGACGCAUUGUACCCUCAUCAUCAUCCACAGUACACGCCGCUGGAAAAGGUACCAAACUCGGCAAUUAAAGAGUGCACCAACUACUUCGACUUGUCUGGUAAAGAAUUUCUGGAUCCCGAUAUCGAUAAAACCGUCAAGGCUCACAAACCAGAAUAUUAA
This is a messenger RNA of Ylistrum balloti, 870 nucleotides long. RefSeq names its product ectoine dioxygenase-like. NCBI's taxonomy places the organism in Eukaryota, Metazoa, Mollusca, Bivalvia, Pectinida, Pectinidae. Bases 1 to 870 code for a protein of 289 amino acids. The transcript has 9 exons. The record is from RefSeq and is a predicted model, not a curated record.